Messenger RNA from Helianthus annuus (common sunflower), 1133 nucleotides. RefSeq names its product probable carbohydrate esterase At4g34215. The record is from RefSeq and is a predicted model, not a curated record. Bases 134 to 889 code for a protein of 251 amino acids. The transcript has 2 exons. NCBI's taxonomy places the organism in Eukaryota, Viridiplantae, Streptophyta, Magnoliopsida, Asterales, Asteraceae.
GCUCGUCCUAGUUUACACCCCAGGCUACCUAACACCAUUAUACCUAGGCCCAUCAUACCAGGACCAAACCCCUCCUCCAUUCACAAACAAAUAAUCCCAUUCCAAUCCAAACAUCCAAUCAAUCCCAGUAACCAUGGGACUCACCAGCUCAACUCAAAAAGACGACCAACCAGCAACCACCACCACCACCAAAAAACAGAUCUUCAUCUUAUCCGGCCAAAGCAACAUGGCCGGUCGCGGUGGCGUAAAAAACAAGCAAUGGGACCGCAUCGUCCCAGACGACUGCAAACCAGACCCCUCAACCAUCCACCGGUUAAACGCAAGCCUGAUCUGGGAAACCGCCCAGGAGCCACUCCACGCCGACAUCGACACAGCCAAGACCUGCGGUGUGGGCCCGGGGAUGUCGUUCGCAAACGCAGUGAAAGACUACAUUGUUGGAGUUAUAGAUCUGGUGCCGUGUGCGGUUGGUGGGACUGCUAUUAAGGAAUGGGAUAAAGGGCAGAAGCUGUAUGAAGAUAUGGUCAGGAGAUCGAGAGCUGCGGUGAGUAGUGGUGGAGAGAUUAAAGCGAUGCUGUGGUAUCAAGGGGAGAGUGACGCGACUGAAGCGGAUGCGGGAUUGUAUAAAGUUAGGAUGGAGAAUUUGAUACAUAAUAUACGAUCGGAUCUUGGAUUACCAUCACUCCCAAUUAUUCAGGUUGCGAUUGCAUCUGGUAAUGAGAAAUACAUAGAGGUAGUUAGAGCAGCACAGAAAGCGAUUGAUCUACCGAAUGUGGUAUGCGUAGAUGCAAAGGGAUUGGAGCUGAAAGAAGAUAACCUCCAUUUGACGACAGAGGCACAGGUUCAACUUGGACACAUGUUGGCCGACGCGUACCUCGCUCAUUUCGGAUAAGCAAGUCCUCUGGCUGUCGCCGCUUAUCCGGCGGGAAUUUGUGGCUGCUUAACAGUAUCAGUGAGGUUGGAUACUGUUUGUCAUUGAAUGUGGUAUUCCUAAUUAUCCAUAUUUGUACUACUCGUUUGAUUGUGUAAUUAAUUUUGUGUGUAACAAUUUGUGGGUAGUAACAAGAAAAAGUUGAACAAAAGUAAAAAUCUAGUUAUGUAUUAGCCAUAUAAGUUGAAUAAAAAUCAGAACACAA